GCAGGAAGUGCUUAGAAAAAGAUGGCAGCCACCAUGGAAAAUAUUCCAACAUAAACAUUACGAGCCUUGUUUAUAGCGAAAAUAAGCAUCAGUGAGAAACGGAAACGUUGUGCCUUACAAGCUAAACAUUUUGUUUUUAUUGCAUUUGUUUCAAUUAGGUGUUAAAGAUCUAACCAAGGCAGUCGGCCUAUGUGAACGUUGCGAUCGGAAGUGAAAAUGGAUUGAGAAAUUAUACGGUUGGUCAUAUGACAGUUGUGCAUAAUUCAAUCAGAAACGUGUCUGGAUUACAAGUACCUUUAUUUUCUUGCGCUGAAGUCUUACUAGUUUUUGUCUUAUUUGAAGAUAUUCAUUUAUUUUUGGAAAAAUCUAGGGAAGAAUUGAGAAGUAACUUUUUUUAAAUAGAGAAAAUUCGGAGUGAAAUCUGUCAAGUUUCUACGAAAGAUGGACAAAUAGACGUGUUAACAAUGCACGAAUUUUCAUGUUUUGCAAAUAAUUAUAUUAUUGCUUUGCAUUUCACGGAAGUCUUCAUCUGAGAAAUUCCAUUGUAUCUUGAAAAUGGGUACCCUUAAAGACAACAAAGAUGUUGCGUGUUACUUCAUCACGAAACAUUCAUGGAAGGGAAAAUACAAACGAAUUUUCUCUGUUGGGACGAUGGGAAUUACAACCUACAAUCCUCAGUCAUUGGAAGUCACAAAUCAGUGGCCAUACUCGGAGUUUGUCAGUAUAGUCCCCAAUGUUAAAGCGCCUGGUAACAAUGAAUUCAUCAUUACGAUGAGGAAAGGGCCAAAGAAGACAGAGUCCAUGAAGUUUUCCACCGACCAUCGUUCAGAUUUAUUAACAGAAGCUUUGAGAUUUAGGAAUCAAUUUGCUGAAGUAAAUAACACUAAAAAAAGAUUCAAUGCUUUCAAAUAUCAUUGGUCAGAUAAUCGAGUACCAAUUAUUCUGGAGGUCAAUCAAGGGUCAGUGGACCAGAUUGACACGGUAACAAACCGAGUUUUGGCUAGCUACGACUACAAAGACAUGGAAGGCAUAACGCAUAUAUCAGAUUAUCCUGGAGGAAUUGCAAUAAUUCAUGGAGGAUUUAGUCGUCUUCAUUUGUUCGCCUGUGAUCAAAAAGAGAGCCUGAUAAAAAGUAUGAUGGAGAGUGCUGCAGCCUUCGUCGGGAUUUCAGUAAAACAGAGGAAGGAGGCCAUUACGUUUGAUCAGUUUGUGACACACAAGAUGGGAAAAUAUAGCACGGAUGAGGCUUUAACAUCCUAUGCUGAGUUUACGAUUCAGAAGAUCUCUCCACGACACCUGGAACCCACUCGACGAACCAUGUGUCUGACGGAGACUUGUUUAGUGGAGCGUGACCCAGCCACUUACAAUGUAGUUACCUGUAAACCACUGUGUGAUAUAUUUGCGAUUAUAAGAGACCAAGAAAAUCCUCAGAAGUUUAGUGUGGAGUAUGUCAAAGGUGCAAUACGGACCUAUCUGUCAACAGACAGAGAUGCUCUGAUAGCUUCAGUUCUGGAUGGAGUGAGAGCAUCAGGAAAUAGGGAUGUGUGUGUGAGGAUGACUUUUACAUCUCGUGGAUAUCGCCUCGGGCCGUUCACGGUCCCGGUGGAUGAAGAAGUGGAGAGCCAGCUACUAAAAUUCAUCCAGCAACCACCAGUUGGGACGACAUUUGAGCAGUGUGUUUCCAGAUUCAACAGCAACAUUUCAUACAGCGGACUACUUCACGCAGUCACACAAGAUGGUCUGUUUGCUGAAAACAAAGAAAAAUUGAUCAACGGUGCUUUGCUUGGGCUACUGGAGAAAGAGGGAGAUCAGAACGUUAUAUCUGCAGAGAAUCUGGAGGCUCAGUUCCACGCCCUCAGGCGGCUGGUGGCCUCUAAGGCAGGCUUCCAGGCCUUCACUACCUUACCUAAAAUGAGAGAAAAAGUUGGUUUAAAGGUUGUCAAGGCAUUGAAGAGAAAGGAUCACGGAGUUACUCAUGCUGCGAUAGAUGUGCUCUGUGCGUUGAUGCAGCCCAUGCAUGAUGAAUACGACCUUCGACAAGAGCAACUGAAUAAAUACUCACUUCUCUCCUCGAAGAAAUUUCUGGAGACUUUGUUAGACACAUUUAAUGUCCAUGUUGUACACAGUACGGGGGCACUUGUGAUAUCGGCCAUGUUGGACUUUUUCACAUUUUCUCUGUGUGCUCCAUACAGUGAGACGACUGAUGGAACCCAUUUUGACACUCUGCUGGAAAUGGUUGCAGCUGAUGGCAGAAUUGUUUUUAAAUUAUUCCAGCAUCCGUCAAUGGCAGUUGUAAAAGGAGCUGGACUUGUUAUGAAAGCCAUUAUUGAGGAGGGGGAUCAGGAAGUGGCAGCUAAGAUGCAGGACCUUGCCCUUUCAGAGGGGGCGUUACCCAAACAUUUACACACAGCCAUGUUCACUUCCAGUUCAGACAACAGGAUGCUUACUAUCAGGCAGCUGAGUCGACAUUUGGUCGGGUUGUGGGUCACUGGUCAUCCCACUGCUAUGGGCCUUCUCAGACGCAUUCUGCCUAGUGGACUCUUGGUGUACCUUGACUCCGAUGCAGAAGUCCCCAUCCACGAAACUGACAAACUGCAUGUCAGAGACAACGUUAAAUUAGCUCAAGACAUUCAAAAUAGAAACAGAAGAAAUCCAAAUCUAGUCAUGAUAGAAAAGAAGGUGGAUGAACUUCUUCAGCACUGGCGAGCAAAAAUAGGACUGGAGAAAAAUAAACAACAAAAUGAUUUAAAACCCGUGACUUUACGGAAGCGCAGACAGAGGAUAAAGAGCGAGGCCAACUGGUCAUUAUUUUAUUAUUACUUUGGGAGAGAUCACGCAAAACCUAACUUACUGUGGAAUUAUAAGACUAGGGAAGAGUUGCGGGAGGCACUUGAGAACGAGAUGAGAGCAUUUAAUGUGGACAGAGAACUGGGAGCUAAUUGUGUAGUGGGGUGGAACCACCAGGAGUUUGAGGUCCCCUACGUCUGUCUCUCAGACGAAAUCAAAAUAGGUGACUAUUAUCUGAGACUUCUGCUGGAAGAAGGAGAAAAUGAAUCGGAAGAAACAAGUGCCAUUAAGAAAUCGUACGAAUUCUUCAAUGAUCUGUAUCAUCGCUUUCUGCUGACUCCAAAGGUUCAGAUGAAGUGCAUGUGUCUACAGGCCAUGGCCAUUGUAUACGGGAAAUGUCAUGAAGAGAUUGGCGCUUUUAAUGACACCAAAUACAUUGUAGGAAUGCUGGAAAGGUGUACAGACAAACUGGAGAGAGAUAGGCUGGUGCUUUUUCUCAACAAACUAAUUCUACACCAAAAAAAUGUCAAAGAAAUCAUGGAUGCCAAUGGUAUAAAAGUUUUAGUAGACUUGUUAACUCUAGCACAUCUCCACACCACCAGAGCCACAGUCCCACUACAAACCAAUGUUAUUGAGGCAUCUCCGGACAUGAGGAGAGACAGCGAGAAAGAAUGGUACUAUGGGAACAAGGACAAGGAACGGCUGGGACCAUUCUCGUACGAUGAGUUGAAAGACCUGUGGAAGGAGGGGGUGAUCCAUGCUAAGACACGAUGCUGGGCUCAAGGAAUGGAUGGGUGGCGCCCUCUACAGUCUGUUCCACAACUCAAGUGGACACUACUGGCCUCUAGUCAGCCGGUGAUGAAUGAGAGUGAACUCGCUAGUCUCAUACUAAACAUGCUGAUUCAAAUGACUGAAUACUAUCCAAGCCGGGACUCUGAUGGUGCAAUAAUUCGACCACUGCCAAAAGUGAAGAGGAUAUUAUCAGAUCCCAUGUGUCUCCCACAUCUAGUGCAGCUGCUGUUGACCUUUGACCCGACCUUAGUGGAGAAGGUGGCCCGUUUGCUGUACCUAAUUAUGCAGGAUAAUCCAAACAUUUCCCGCCUCUAUUUGACGGGAGCAUUCUAUUUUAUCAUGAUGUAUACCGGAUCCAACGUGCUACCUAUUGCCCGAUUCCUGAAAUAUACGCACAUUAGCCAGGCUUUCAGAUCGGAGGAGAAUCGCGGCUCAGACAUUGUGAGCAGAAGUGUGUUGGGACAUCUCCUACCAGAAGCCAUGGUCUGUUACCUAGAAAAUUACUCACCAGAAAAGUUUUCAGAGAUUUUCCUUGGGGAGUUUGACACACCAGAAGCUAUCUGGAACACAGAAAUGAGGCGGGUGAUGAUCGAGAAGAUUGCCUCUCACAUUGCCGACUUUUCACCUAGACUUCAGAGUAACACUCGCGCCUUGUACCAGUACUGUCCCAUUCCAAUAGUCAACUUUCCUCAACUUGAGAAUGAACUCUUCUGUAAUAUCUAUUACCUUAAGCAUCUCUGUGAUACCCAGAAAUUCCCAGACUGGCCCAUUAAGGACCCAAUCAAGUUACUAAAAGAAAUAUUAGAAGCUUGGAAGAAGGAGGUGGAGAAAAAACCACCCUCCAUGUCGAUCGAAGAAGCUUAUGAGACGCUGCAAAUGAAGAAAGGCGUGGGAGGGUUUAAGUUUACUGACUCUGGCAUGACAAGACAUGAAGAAGCCAAAAUUAGAAAAGCAUACUUUAAGCUGGCUCAAAAAUACCAUCCAGAUAAAAAUCCCGAAGGAAGGGAAAUCUUCGAACAAGUCAAUAAGGCGUAUGAAUUCCUGUGCAGCAAAUCUCGGCUAGUGGAAGGACCAGAUCCCCAGAAUAUUGUGUUAAUCCUCCAAGCCCAGUCCAUACUGUUUAACAGAUAUAAAACAGAACUGGAACCCUAUAAGUAUGCUGGCUAUCCAAUGUUGAUUAAGACAAUACGUAUGGAGACAAAUGACGACACCCUGUUCUCGAAGUCGGCCCCAUUACUAGCCGCUGCUGCUGAGCUGUGUUACCACACUGUCAACUGCUCAGCGUUAAACGCAGAGGAGCUCCGCAGGGAAAACGGGAUUCAGACUCUACAAGAUGCUUUUGCUCGUUGUAUUAAUGUCCUCAGUAUGAUGAGUAAACCUGAAGACGUGUCAGUACAGGUAUGCUCCCACAUUGUGAAAUGCUAUGCUGUGGCCUCCCAGUUUGAGGGUUGCCGAGAAAAGAUCCAAGAAAUUCCAGCGAUAGUCAAAGAUAUCAGUCGUAUCCUGUAUUACAAGAACCUCCCUAAAUUGUGCUCAGUAGUUGCGGAGUGCGUGAGUGCUUUCUCUGUGGAUUUCUGGUUACAAACCAAUCUCUUCCAAUCAGGCGUGUUGUGGCAUUUGUUGUUGUAUCUGUUUAAUUACGACUACACGCUGGAGGAGGGAGGGGUGGAGAAAAGCGGGGAGUCAAACCAGCAGGAGGUAGCUAACAAUUUGGCCCGGCUGUGUGUGAGAGCCUGUGCUAGAUUAGGGGGUUAUUUCCCAGAGAGUUCCGAACUGUCCACUCCAGAAAACGUUCCGGUCAAGAAGUCCCUUGUUGCCAUGUUGACUCCAUUCCUGGCCAGGAAACUUUCCAGUGAAAACUCCAAAGAGCUGCUGAAAUUGUUGAAUAGUAAUUCGGAAAAUCCAUACUUGAUUUGGGACAACGCCACCAGAGCUCAGCUGACCGAGUAUUUGACUGAUCAACAGCAGCAGGUCAUCAAAACUGGCGAGUGUGAUAAGCACUAUGGGUCUGAGUUUGUCUUUGAAAUCCAUGCUAAGGAAUUGAUUGUGGGAGAUAUCUACGUCCGUAUUUACAAUGAACAGUCCACUUAUCCUCUGGAGAACCCAAAAGGGUUCACCAUUGACCUUCUGGACUACAUGGGAUCUCAAGCCCAGUAUCUGCACUCCCUGAUGAUGCUGAAUCAGAGCAAUGCCAAGCAAGCACAGGGCUCCAGAUUAAAAAAUGUCGAGAUGGCGCUGGAGGGUCUGCGUAAUGUCAUAAAAAAUAAUCCAGGUGUGGAGAUUCAGUGUAUUGGCCAUUUUAAACUGCUUUUCUGCCUACUAAGAUUGGAUGACUGUGCCAAAUUACAGCAGUAUGCGUUAGAGGUUGUCAACAGUGUGACCACUAAUCAGGAGUGUGUCAAUGAUAUAGCGGCCUCAGAAGUCCUAGCGUACCUGCUGAUGGCCAUCCCAAUGCUGCCAAGUUGUCAGCUACUGACGUUGGAGAGUUUGUUUUCUCUGAUGUCCAGCACAAAGAUUGUGAAGGAAGCCCUGGCUAAAGGUGCGCCUAUUUACCUCCUGGACCUGUUCGCCAAUGCCACAAACCCCAACGUUCGAGAGAAGACCGCGGAAUUGAUGGCCAAGAUGUUAUCAGACAAGCUGGUGGGACCAAAAGUACGCAUCAUUCUAUCCAAAUUCUUGCCUGUAAUCUUCAUGGACGCCAUGAGAGACUCCCCAGAAGCUAGUGUGCACAUGUUUGAAGGGACUCAUGAAAACCCCGAGUUAAUAUGGAAUGAUGAGUCAAGGGAGAAGGUGUCAGACACUGUGAAGAAACUUAAAGACAGCCAUUACAAAGCUCAAAAAGACAAUCCCGACACGAGGUGGGGAUUAAACGAGGACUUCAACGUGGUGUACUCGGACGUGGAGGGAGAGCUAACUAUAGGAGGGGUAUUCCUGAGGCUAUUUAUAGCUAACCCGGGCUGGGUGCUGAGGAAGCCCAAGGAAUUCCUUACCGAGCUGAUGGAGAAGUGGACCCACAUCAUCAGUAUGCAGAAUACUGAUAACGAGACUUUAGAAACUGUGACGACAGGAGUGGUGUGUUUAUUCUCCUCUCAGCCAGCGUUGUUGGACCAGGUGCCCUCCCUGGGAUACAUUCCAAAGAUCUUCCAAGCGAUGAAAAAUCGCAACGAUGCUGUUCCUAAGGCUGCAAUUCAAGUCGUCCACCAGCUAGCUAAUAAUGAGAUUUGCAUUAGAAGUAUGGCCCAGGUGGAGUGCAUCAGUGCGGUGAUGGUGGGAAUGAAGGCCAGACGGGACCAGAUUGCCCUGGCAGCAGAAACCCUGUACAAGCUGUUUGACAAGGGGGAAGAGGAACUGGUGUCUCAGGCCAUUAAGACAGACCUGGUCCCAUUCCUGCUGAAGCUGUUGGAGGGAGGACUUGAGACCCUAGACAAACCAGCAGCCACAAAAGCACAGAUCGUCAAGGCCCUCAAAUCCAUGCAGAGGUCAUUCCAGUUUGGUGAACAGAUAACAAAUAUUUUAGACAAGUCACCUGUUUGGAGGGAAUACAAAGACCAGAAACAUGACCUAUUUAUAUCUGACACACCUAUUGCUGGUUACCUGACAGGCCCUACAGGACCAAGCGUGGCCGGAUAUCUGACCGCUGGAACUCGCUCCACCAUGCCUGAUCGACCGCCCCCUGUCGAUAGACAUGAUGAUCUUAUGAACUGAGAGUGACCAGUCACAAAUUACUACAAUGUACUGCCAUCAUUGGAUUCAAGUACAGUGCUUAGGGGGGGAGGGGGGCUCCAAGAGAGGUUACCACGGUAAUGGAUUGGUGCAGGACAUUUUUUAAUGUAAUUUUAUUGUAUCAUGUACAUGUCAAAAGCAAUUUGCUUUCUGCUUCCUGUUUAUGGAUAAAUGUUUGUUUCGUCAGUUGGUGCUGGAUGAGGUGCAUGUCCACUGAUGGUAAUGUCUUCUGUAUUAAUUGACCAUUAAUCACAAGAUGAAUUUAGUGACUAUACAAGGUCGAACAAUCCGUGGAACUGGUUUGGUUUUGCCUGGGAUGUCCUUGGAUUUUUUUGUUGAUAUUAUUUUGAACAAUAAAGAGGGUAUUUGUAGAGUGUAUAUUUUUUUUCUAGAAUAAGUUUACUGAUAGAUAGUGCUAAGUAACCAAUGUAACAUUAAAUAGUAGUGGAUUUUUAGAAAAACAGAUGUCAGCAGAUUUAUUUGUCCAUUGAUAUGUGUACUGUGAUUGAAUAUUUUUAUUUUUUUUUGUUGUAUUCAUUAAAUUCAAUUUGGUUUUUUUUUUUUGUUGUUGUUUCUUUGGUUAAUUGAAUUUCUAUAAUUAGGAUAAUAUCAAAGUGUCUGAUAUCUGUUGUGGGUUAUUGUCUCCAGAAAAUGUGCUUACCGUUAACUACCAGAAGGCAAACAAACUGUGAAAAAAUAUUUGUGAAAGUUGCUUUUUCUUUGAUUUGUAAUCAAUUAUCAACCUUACAAAAAAAAUAUCUGUAAUUCAAUUUCUAAGGAGGUUACUGUAAUUCCUAAUGCCAAUCAGAUUAUGAAAUGGUACUUUCAAAUUGGGUUUAUAAAUGAAUAUUAAAUGGUGCACUUAUUGAAAGUGGGAGUAGCUCAGUGAACUUGUACAAAAUUUGAAACUUGCAUAGAUGACAAGUGGAAAGUGAAAGUACCCCAGUGAUUAUAUAUAUACAUAAUUGAUAGAAAGUUUAAAUUGAUAGCUUCAUCGUCAAUGCCAACUAUUUUUUAAACAUUGCAGUGUAUAUAUUUAUCAUUUUAUUUGUUAUAUUCUACUCAUGUUGAGAACAAAUCUAGAUUGAACUAUGUGUAUUGUAGUGUGUAUAUUGUGUUUACUAAUAAUGCAUUAGUGUUGAAAAUUCUUGAAAUUUAGAAAUAAAUGUAAUAUUGCAAUAGUCCUCAUCAAAAACCAUGUUGCAAUAGUUAUGAAAACUCACCAGAUUGUCGCAAUAUAAAUGCAAUUUGUAAUAUUUGUAAUUGAAAAGACUUUUAUUCACUGCUUGUUUUUGUCAUGGAUAAACCCAACAGGGAGAACUUGUGGUUAGUGUGCACACAUCUGCAUGAUUUACCCAGGGGUAGGUCAAUCGUGAAUAAAUCAUUUAAUUAGUAGAAUAUAUCAUGAAGCUUUAUUUCAAUGCAGCAUUACGAGUUUCACCAUCAUCAUCUUCAUAUCGGUAUAAUACAAAUGUCAUAAAAAUGUCAUAAUACUGGCUGACUGGACAAACUGUCCUGAGCCACAGAAAACUGUUAUCACUGUCUCUCUGACUGUCAUUAACAUUGUUAUCAUUAAAGAAUCAAAUACUU
Messenger RNA from Ostrea edulis (European flat oyster), 8892 nucleotides. Its product is annotated as dnaJ homolog subfamily C member 13-like. The coding region runs from base 556 to 7284 and encodes 2242 amino acids. Gene Ontology annotation, biological process: regulation of early endosome to late endosome transport; endosome organization; receptor-mediated endocytosis. Gene Ontology annotation, cellular component: endosome membrane. NCBI's taxonomy places the organism in Eukaryota, Metazoa, Mollusca, Bivalvia, Ostreida, Ostreidae. The transcript has 53 exons. The record is from RefSeq and is a predicted model, not a curated record.